CCUCUCGUUGGCCCUUUAAGAGCUCUGGGAAGAGGUGGUGCUAAUUUGCAGACGUGGCGCCGGCGCUGCUGAAGCGCUCCGGGCCGGGCCUGUCACCGCGGAGCUCGGAGAAGGGACGCUUCCGUGGAGGCUGUUGACAUGACGCUGGCCUGGGGAGGGACAGAGUUCUCAUGACAGGAUGACAGGAAAAAGCCAGAAUUUCAAUUUCCAGCUUCCAGCUGUAGUGCAGCCUACAGUGGAUAGCCAUGCAUAUCCAUUUGGGAAUGGUAUUAGUUCUGAUAGUGACGUGUUGGAAGAUGAAGUGGAGGUCUAUGAACUGCGGCCCCGGGGAAGGGAGAAAGUCCGAAGAAGUACAUCAAGGGAAAGGAUGGAUGAUAUUGUAUUUAUAACCAAGGAGAUACAGGAAGGAGAUACAUUAAAUGCAAUAGCUCUUCAGUAUUGUUGUUCAGUAGCAGAUAUCAAAAGGGUGAACAACCUUAUCACAGAUCAGGACUUCUUUGCACUAAGAGCUAUUAAAAUUCCAGUGAAGAAGUUCAGCCUAUUGACUGAGACACACUGUUUUCCAAAAAGCAGGCAAGUUUCAAGAACUGCCUCUACUUCAUUCUCUGCAGAAUUCUCAGAUACAUCACUAGCUACUGAGCAAUUUUCCUCCACUGAGACUGUUGGUAACUUCUUGAAAGAAGUAGAUCGUGAUAUUGAACAAAUAGUGAAGUGUAAUGCUACAAAGCGAGAGAAUCUGAAUGAAGUUGUUUCUGCCUUAACAACCCAACAAUCAAACUUUGAGCCAGAUGGUAACCACAUCAAGCAGAAAGAUCCUUAUUAUGGAGCAGACUGGGGAAUAGGAUGGUGGACAGCAGUAGUAAUAAUGGUCUUGGUGGGCAUAAUAACACCUGUUUUUUAUCUUUUGUACUAUGAGGUUUUAGUUAAAGUGGAUGUCAGUCACCAUUCUACAGUGGAAUAUUCAUCAGUUACAGCACCAUCAAAACCAUUAGAAAAUAAUGUAAUGAACUAGCAUCUUUCAUGAACAUUGAAGUUUUUAUUUUUACAUGCUAAAGGUCUGGCCAUCCAUUCAACAUAUUCUGCAAAGUGAAAAGAACAACAGGACCUGCAUGGAAAUAGGAUGUAGCUAUCUUUGAGAUGGUAUUUAAUAAGAAGCACAUUUGUUAUCUUGCUAUGUGUAUGGAAGAAGUUACACUUCAGCAGAGGAACUGUUAAGUUCAAUAUGUUGCUAACUUGAAUACAGAUCACCUGGAUCUGCCACAAUACUUGGAUUUAAGCUGCUGUAGUCCUAUUGAAGUUAAUGGGACUAAAUACAGUUUAAAUGGAAGUACCUUAAGUUAGUGUAAACUUCAAAAAGCCUUUCAUCAUGUUUGCUGAAAACAUGAAUCUUUAGUCUGGAUGUAUUGUGAGUAUGAAACCUUUCUGUAUUCCAAAAAGACACACCGUUAUCUUUCAUCGUAAGUAUAAUACUGGGAUUAGAAAUAGUUUGGCUUAUCAGAUGUGCUGAACAAGUACAGUUCUCUGGGCUGCUGAUCUACAUAGUCUACUUUGACAAUGCUAUGUAGAGUACUAUAUCAUGGAAAGAGACUAAUAGGACUAACUGCAUGUUGCAUGCAGAGAUGUUCAACAGUGUUCUGACAAAGUUCUUUUCUGUUUUUUUAAACAACUUUGGGAGGGGAAAAACUUUUCAGCAAGGAAAAGGUAUGCUUAAGCCUUUCCCUACUUGUAACCUCAUUGCCCUCCCCCAACCCCAGUCGUUGGUCAUCCCAGGUUGCCCCUGGGAUCCCCUGGUUGUCAUUUAGAUGCACAGGGACAAUCCAAGGACUACCCCAGGAUAUAGGGCUGGUGUAGACAUGCCCCCUGUUUUAAGCUGAGUGCUAUUUUGGCAUACAUAGGUCUACUUUUCUGAGUAGUUUACUCUUUUUAUGCCAUUAUACAACCUUCUGUUUUCUGCACACUUUUUGAUGUGCUCCUCUGAAUCAGGGCUCAAGUGUGUUUACAUGAUAUGUAAUGCUAAAGUGUACAUCAUGUAAAGUAACAUGUUCAGAUAAGUGAAAUAAUAGAAGCAAAGAUUAAUCUUUAAUUUCCCCCUUCAGGUAAAAGCUUUAGCAACUGUUUAGUUACUUACAAUUGAACAAUGAAAACUAGUGUGACUCUUUUAAGCCAAACAUACAUAGAGGAAAAAAUAGUAGUUAGUAAUGCUAGAGCUGCUUCCCAAUCUUCCAUGGAAUUGGUAGUCCUCAUCUACUGUAUCUUGCACAUAGAGUGGCACCCCUAUAUUUACUUUCUGGAUGCAUUAUUCUUGUUCAUAUCUCUGGGAUUUUGUACCAGAGAACUUAGCUAGCAUACAUGUGUUCCCUUACCAUUCUUAACCUUGUAUGAAACUGACAAACACUUCCUGACAUCCCCUCUGCUCUCUAGUGGGUGGAGGGAAGUAGUACUGUGUAAACCAGAGUGAGGUGCAUGCAUUACAUUUUGAGAGAAAAGCAGUUUUGCCUUUGAAGAUGGCUGGCUUGGGACUAUUGUUGGGGCAGCCACUGAAGUCUAUUACUCUAUUUAAAAAGAAUAACUGAGCAUAAACAAUGCACAUUGAAAGAGACACCAUCAGAUGUUCAGCUACACAUUGCUUUCACUAGGAUGCCUAUGGCACAACUAGUCAAACAAGUAUCAUUUUUAUGUGAGACCAGAGCUGGAUCAGGUGGCAGCAGAAGAGACAAGAGUGGAGUUAAUGUCCAUAGCAAGAGCUGCACAACUAGAUGAGUCCCUUCAGCUAGCGGAAUACUAAACCUUAAUUAUCCCAGGUGGUGUUGGUCCUUCUUUCUCUUUUUUAGUUCAGCUAAAAUUCAAAAUCAAUUGCCCUCCUGUCUUCUCCAGGCUUCCUCUUAUCAGCUAAUCAAUGUUAUUUAAAAAGCAGACCUAUUGUCAUCUAGAAGCACCCUAGGAAACCUAUUCCAUCAUGUUCUAAAGAGGGAAAGAAUACUGGUUCCCAGUGAUAGCUCAUGCAUGUGGCUAGCCUGCAAGAAAAGAAACAAGUGAAAUGGAGGGAAUGCGAAACUACGAGUUGCAUAUGUCCACUCCCAAAAUUUAAAACAUUUUUGGUUAUACAAUCGACAGAUCAGUGGAGUGGAAUGCCAAGCACAGACAAUUGACAGAAGAACUUUAGAAUAAAGGAAGUUAUAGGCCUAGUAGACUAUUUAGAAAUGCCGUCUGUCUGAACUACCUUGAGUUGUUCUUGAGUUACUGGGACAUGCAAUUGGUGUCCCAGAGCUAUAUUUUUCUGGUAAUUACUUGAAUUGAGAUGUUUUGAAAACCUAAUGUACAAGACAGCAAAAUAAUCGCAUUAUCAGCAUAGUAUUAUGUACCAAAAAUACAAUUUUGAGAUUCAUCGUAGCUCCAGAGCCUGUGCCUUAUUUAUACAAUUUAAUAAUUUAAACCAUUGUAUUUUGUGAAAGGAUGAGUAGUACACUCAUGAAAUGGAAGGUCUUUCUGAAUUAUUAGAAGAAGGGUGGAGGGAAGAGCACCAAAAAUGUAAGCAAAAAGAGGGAGAGACUAGCUCUGGUGCAAGGAUUCUUUAUUUUUCUUGUUUAAAAAAACUUUUUUUGUUUAAAAGAUUUUUUUUUGUAAAAAAGCCCAAUGUUUCGGAUGUAGGGAAUCCUUCUUCAGGGGCUGUUUUGAGAUAUUAGCUGGUAAACAACCGUGGUAAGCUGUUUUAUCACGCAACUGUACUGACGGUUUCUCUCAAGUUUUCGCUCGUCAGUGCAAGGGAGUCGCUUCUCCAAGCUGCAACAAAAAAUCAAAGUUUUUUUUAAACAAGAAAAAUAAAAAUCCUUUCACCAGCACCAGAGCUAGUCUCUCCCUCUUUGUGCUUUCUGAUUUAUUACCAUCAGCAUAUGUUUUAUUGAAGACACUGAAAUAUUUUAUGUGUACAUCUGGAAUUGGCAGUGACAUUACUUCUCAAUCUACAUUGACUUCCCUUCAAGUGUGCUCUUGCUAUAUGUAUUGCUGUUUUCCAAAAUAUUCUGUUGCAGUCUUAAACACAUGUGGGGAACCUGUGGUUUGGAAAAGGGUCCAAAAGUUAAGUUACAGAAAAAUGAGGUCUAAACUGUGCAUUUGAGUGAUGCUACUGACACCUUGACACAUCAAACAGUCCUAUCUUAAGCAUGUCUUUAUUUUAAUGGCAGUACAGAUUACAUGUGUUCUUAGGAUUGCCACCUUGAGUAUUAAGAAGUUCCACUGAAGAAAAUGGGGAAAAGAUUGAGGUUCAGGAUAACAGAUUUCUAAUACAAUACUUGGUUGAUCAGGCAGUCGGCUCUUAAUCUGUGUAUUGAAUCAUGAAAAGAGUUUAUUUAAUUGAUUAUUCUAGGGGACACUGCCACAAAUGUUCUUUGCAUAAUGAAAUAUUUUGUAAGUUUCAGAAUUUAUAAAAAGCUUUUGACCAGAAUUUCUUUGAUGGAAUUGAAAAUUCAAAAGGAAAAGUACAAAUAAAAUAUAUAUUUUUUA
Messenger RNA from Elgaria multicarinata webbii, 4500 nucleotides. RefSeq names its product LysM domain containing 3 (gene LYSMD3). Bases 179 to 1012 code for a protein of 277 amino acids. Gene Ontology annotation, biological process: Golgi organization. The transcript is spliced from 3 exons. The record is from RefSeq and is a predicted model, not a curated record. NCBI's taxonomy places the organism in Eukaryota, Metazoa, Chordata, Lepidosauria, Squamata, Anguidae. Gene Ontology annotation, cellular component: Golgi apparatus.